Nematostella vectensis (starlet sea anemone) is the source of this 4175-nucleotide messenger RNA. RefSeq lists its product as uncharacterized. NCBI's taxonomy places the organism in Eukaryota, Metazoa, Cnidaria, Anthozoa, Actiniaria, Edwardsiidae. The coding region runs from base 137 to 1381 and encodes 414 amino acids. The transcript is spliced from 4 exons. The record is from RefSeq and is a predicted model, not a curated record. Gene Ontology annotation, molecular function: calcium ion binding.
ACUUCAUUUUUUAUUUAUUUACUUUAAGAUCUCGUCUUUGUUUAUUUGUUAUCCUUGCCAACUUCCAAAUGAAGAGACCCUAAACAAACCACCGUAGUCACCGUUCAGGCCAGGCUUGGCCUAACGCAUUGAAGCUAUGGUCUUCACAUUGCAGAGAAAACCGCACCCCUCGCAAAUGCUCGGGAUCCUUUUGAUUCUUCUCUCCAGCGGAUUUCUCAUCAGUAAAGCCGAAAAGCAAGAAGCAAUUGCUCUGCGAAGAAACUUCACAAUCGGAAGCUGGUCUUAUGCGCGAUUCCGAUACAACGAAAAGAAAUAUCUGGAUAUCAUUCCAAAAGAACUGUUUUCUGUCGCAAACGUCUCCGAUUGCGCUAAACAUUGUCUGCGGAACCUCGCUGGGUUAUCCUUCAACAUUAAGAUGUUAUCCAACACGAGCGGUAAAUUCGACUGCGAAGUCCUUGAUGGGGAUCGCUUCAGGAACCAGAGCAACUACCGAAACAGCACAACGCAUCAUCAUUUCAAUCUAUUUACGGAAUGCGAACGGGUUCCCUGUGGUAUCAACGGUACUUGCAUCCCAAACUACGAAUCGGGGGACUUCUCCUGCACAUGCGGUCCAGGGUUUAACGGAUCUCUCUGUGUUGAUAUUGAUGAGUGCAGCACGAUGUAUCAUGGUUGCCAUAGCAAUGCCUACUGUACCAAUGUAGCUGGAUCGUACAUCUGCACAUGCGCUAACGGUUUCAUUGGCGACGGAAAGACUUGUGUAAGAACAUGGUCCCUUGUUGCUCGCUUCUCCAAUGCUGACUCCAAAAACUGGAUGCGUGACGAUGGCAUGUUGUGGUUCGAUCAGCUUUCUGCAAUCGGCGAUGAGCAGAACCCAGCAGCCAACAGCGACAUGAUCUCCCCGCUAUUCUGGACGAUGCCUGGUACCAAGGUCAAGGUGACUCGAAGUGAUGACCCCACCCAUACCCCCCUACUGGUCACCAUCGGGGACUGUCUGGGCGGGAAGACGAUGAGGGGGCUACUGAUGAGCUUCGGCAACACACGACGCGACGGCACCGACUCCUGGGUGAGUGACCAGUGCAGACACAGCUGCACCGUGACGUAUGGGGGCCUGUACGCGAGCACUAAUGGCUUCGAGCAGGCCUCCUGUGACGGAACUGUCCAGUCUAGAAACAAGAUCGGGUUCUGGUGUCAGUAUGACAGUGGAGAUGCAGCUGUGAUGAUGAUCGGAGGAGGAGGGGGAAGUGCGUGCGACCGGGCGGAUCAUGGGAUCGGGUUUACAGAAGAUAAUUAUGGAAGCUUUAUCUUUGAUCCUGAAGCUGACUUUGGGUCGAACUCUGUUGGUACGGCUACAAACUAUUCUCUCAAUUUGUGGGUGCUUUAGUGAUACUUUUCAUUUUUAAGACCAAUCACUAUAAUUAUCAUAAUGUUUAUCACCAUCAGCAUCAACACUCAAUCUUCAUCAUAAUGUCAUUGUAAAAUCGUAACCGUCGCCACAAUCAUCACCACCAUAAUCGUGGUCCUCAUCUUCGUAGUUUCCAUCAUCAUAAUCAUAAUCAUGAUCACCAUCAUCAUUAUUAUCAGCAUCAUAAUCAUCAUUAUCAGCAUCAUCAUCAUCAUUAUCUUUAUCAUCAUCAUCAUUACCACUGACAUCAUCAUCAUCACCAUCAUCACAAUUGCAGCAAUGCCAUCAUAUCAUUUCCUAAUCGAAACAUUCAUCACCAUAAUCAUCAUCAUCAUCAUCAUCAUUAUCAUCACUGAGACCAACAUCAUCAUGUAUUUCUCUGACCACUAUCAGUAUUAUGAUGAUGAUCACCAGAGAUUGCAGACAUAUCUACAGUCCGACCUGUGGCAGGUGAGAUUUCCGUUGUCUGGUCGGUUCUACAACCAUCACCUCCAUCCUUUACUGGUGGGUUUGCAAUCUUCUAUUGCGAUGUAAGGGGCGUUUCUUGUCAAGCUUUGAGCUACCGCAGGGCGUGAAAUCAUCUUGCAACUUCAUGGUGUGCAUCGGUCAUGUUCAACUAUUUCCAUCCCCUAUUUAACCAAGGCUCCCUUACCAACGGUAACUAUGGCAACCUAGGUUUCCUGACCAAUGGUAACUAUGGCAACCUAGCUUCCUUGAGCAAUGGUGACCAUGACAACAUAUCCGGGCAAAAAAUUCUUAUGGGAAGCCAAACCGCCAGGCCAUUUGUAACCAUGGCAAACUAGGCAUUUGAACUACUUGUAUCAAAGGUUAUACAUUUAUUCAUUGAGAACUGUAGAUCAUACGGGGUUCGUUAAAUGGCGGCCCGUCUCACAAAACUAGUGAAGCGACCUGUAUUAGGGAGAAGAAACUUGUCUACUUUUAGUGUCUCUUAGCUUUUACUUUUAGUAGACUGCGUGGGAUCACAGCACAGUACGUCUUAUUAAGCAGUGCAGAUAAGGCUUCAGAUUAACAAAUCCUUUCACUUGAAGGGGACAAAUAGACGCCCCCCGGGUCGACUUCCUAUAAAAGAUUGUCAGUAUAGACGACCCACCGGAUCGACUUCCUAUAAAAGAUUGUCAUUAUAGACGCCCUCCGGGUCGACUCCCUAUAAAAUAUUGUCAUUUAAGAUUGUCCACAAUUAACGACAGUGCUAUCUCUUAGGGCUAAAAAUUGCUUGUACACCCCAAUAUGCUAUCACUUAGGGGUAAGAAUUGCUGUUGACCACACGCAGAUUCUUAUCCCUUAGGGCUUAAAUAUAUUUUACUGACGAUCUACCCCGUUUUUGUGGAUGUCUCCCCGUCCUGGUUAGACACCCCUAUGCUUUAUGCAUGCAUUAGAAUGCGGGGAUCCCGUAGCUGACAUAAUGUUACAAGACAGGUUGAAAUUGUUUUUGUGCAGGUUGUAUAUAUAAGAAUAAUUCAGCUUUUGUUUUUAAUUGAUUUUCAGUAGGCGAGUUUGUUGCACGCUUUGUUGACCUCCUAGGCGAAUUGCAAUACAAACCACCUGACCUUUUGAGUAGAAACUUACGCUAAGACAAACACAGAAAUGGCAGCGGCCGUCCUGCUAUGCAAAUAAUCCUUUUUCAUAAGCGCUAAAAAAUUUGCUUUGUGUUGUUUUUUUUUUCAAUUUAUAGAGACAUUUGUUGAAUUAGCGUGCAUUUUAUAGAGACAUUUGUUGAAGUAGCGUGCAUUUUAUAGAGACAUUUGUUGAAUUAGCAUGCAUUUUAUACAGACAUUUGUUGAAGUAGCGUGCAUUUUAUAGAGACAUUUGUUGAAUUAGCAUGCAUUUUAUACAGACAUUUCUUUGAGUAGCGUGCAUUUUAUAAAGACAUUUGUUGAAGAAGCGUGCAUUUUAUAGAGACAUUUGUUGAAUUAGCGUGCAUUUUAUAGAGACAUUUGUUAAAGUAGCGUGCAUUUUAUAGAGACAUUUGUUGAAGCAGCGUGCAUUUUGUUAAUACAUUUGUUGAAGUAGCGUGCAUUUCAUAGAGACAUUUGUUGAAAUAGCGUGUAUUUUAUAGAGAAAUUUGUGCAUUUUAUAGAGACAUUUGUUUAAGUAGCCUGCAUUUUGUGCAUGUUGCGCAUGCGUAGCUAGUUUCCAAGCUGCUCAAUCAUUAAUUUCUUAGAGGUGCCUUGACGUCAUUGUCUAUUUUGUAACUGGGACGAGACCAGCUCGGUGAUUUCCCAAAUCCCCGCUCUUUUGGUUGGUUUAUUUUUUUGAACGUAUCCUAUGUCUUCCCGUUCCUUUUAAUUUUUUUUAUAUUGAUUUCCUUUCAUGUGUUGGAUACCUCAAGGAUCGCUGUCUGGUCCUCGCGUAUAGAGUACUUCAUAGACUUGUACUUCAGGGUACCGUUGUGUCUUCAAUAUUGAAUUAAACAAGAAAAAUGCACACACUCGUCUUUAAACACGAACGCGCGCUAUCAAAGUGAUAGCUCAGCCCCCUUUUCGCAAGCUCUCGCGCAAGUCAUCGUCAUUCACAACUAGACUUCAUUCAUAGAUCCGACAUGUCAAUCACGCGCGCACGAAUAACCAACCAGGUAAAAGAUGGUGCAAUAACAGCCAUGCUGUCCCACAUAAAGUCGGCAAUCGACGCCAAAAAAGAUUGGUUUGAGAUAUUUUUCUGCGAAUCUGGACAAGCAAAUAAGCAUUUUCAGCGCAGAAAGUGCUAGCCCUGAUUUCUUUGCCCGGCCGCUUUUAGUGUAGAGUUGUGACUCAAA